Messenger RNA from Phoenix dactylifera (date palm), 405 nucleotides. RefSeq names its product E3 ubiquitin-protein ligase ATL23-like. NCBI's taxonomy places the organism in Eukaryota, Viridiplantae, Streptophyta, Magnoliopsida, Arecales, Arecaceae. The record is from RefSeq and is a predicted model, not a curated record.
AUGACUUGGAUCGUGGUCUUGGCUCUGUUUCUGGUGGGCACGUGGAUGAGCCUGGUGUUCUUCGUGUACGUGUUGAUGCUGUCGUGCGGGGGGCUCUGGGCGGCGGCGGAGGAGGCGGCGGCGGCGGAGGGGAAGGAGAGAGGUUUGACGGAGGAGGAGCUGGAGAAGCUGGAGGAGGGGAAGGUGGGGGCGGGGGGUGCGGCGGAGUGCGCGGUGUGCCUGGAGGAGAUCGUGGAAGGGCAGGUGGCGCGGGUGCUGCCGGGGUGCCGCCACGCCUUCCACCGCCCCUGCGCCGACGCAUGGCUCCAAGCCCAUCCGGCCUGCCCCCUCUGUAGAGCUCGCCUCCUCCCCACUCCCUCUCAACCCCAACUCCAAGUCGCUUCUCCUCCUACUCCUCCUCCUUGA